Messenger RNA from Phytophthora infestans T30-4, 561 nucleotides. RefSeq lists its product as uncharacterized. The transcript is spliced from 3 exons. The coding region runs from base 1 to 561 and encodes 186 amino acids. NCBI's taxonomy places the organism in Eukaryota, Oomycota, Peronosporomycetes, Peronosporales, Peronosporaceae. The record is from RefSeq and is a predicted model, not a curated record.
AUGCACCAGCCGUUUGAUGGAGAGAAUUUUGAGGCUUGGACGGAGAGAGUGACGCUGAAGCUGCGACGGAAGAACCUGUGGUUGUACUAUGAGAGCGAUGUGAAGAACAUGGAUGAGUUGGAGGAGUCGAAGGAAGACGAGAAGAAGGACGAAUUGAAGAAGGUCCUGCGUGCAAAAGACUUACUGUUCGACUGCAUGACGCAAGAUUAUGAAGACGAGAAAGCAGGAUGGAAAUUGUGGAAGCUCCCGGACAUUGCGGUGGACUAUGCGCACAAGAAAGAGGUGCUGGACUUCCUUACACCGGGUCACAACCUUGACGAAACAAUUGACCGCUUCUACGGUGAGCUUGUUCACAAGCCACGCAGGGCGAGAAAAAAAAACAGAUCAACAAGUGGAUUAAGCAAACCGCCACCAUUCAUCCAGCAUGUUUUCCUGGUCGAGGAACUCACCGGAAUCUACGUCGUCUUGGAGAUGCGACAGUUCUUCCUAGAAAGGUUGAAGAAGGGAUCGCACGCUGGAUCAACGCCCUGCGUCGUGACGGUGCUCCUGUCUCGCGGUUAA